This is a messenger RNA of Condylostylus longicornis, 813 nucleotides long. RefSeq lists its product as uncharacterized. The transcript has 2 exons. Lineage: Eukaryota; Metazoa; Arthropoda; Insecta; Diptera; Dolichopodidae. The record is from RefSeq and is a predicted model, not a curated record. The coding region runs from base 1 to 813 and encodes 270 amino acids.
AUGACGAGAAAAUACCUAAAACAGAACCAUUCUACAAAUCCUUUGAUGCCUCCGGCUUCCGACCUUUUUCGGGCGAAUCCUAGUGCUUUGGAGGAAGAAACAAAUGCCGACUCAAACCCUUUCAGUCCUGCGACCGAGAUAAAACACGAGGUAGACUCUGUGCGCGUUCGUUUACCCCCAUUUUGGUCUGCCAACCCGGCGACCUGGUUCAUUCAGGCGGAAGCGCAAUUUACGGUUUAUAGAAUAACCAGUAGUGAUACCAAAUACUGUCUAACUGUGUCUGCAUUACCUCCAGAUACUCUAGAUUCCGUGAUCGAUAUUUUAAAUAAUCCACCAAGUUCGCAGCCAUAUGAAACUCUAAAAGGGGCUCUCAUAGAAAGACAUUCACUCUCCGAAAUUAAAAAAUUGGAAUCUCUCCUGGAUCGAGAAGAUAUCGGUGAUCGUAGGCCAUCCGAAGUCUUUAGGUCCAUGCGGAUGCUAGCAUGUAGCUCAUUUAAUGAAAGUAUUAUCAGAAACUUGUGGCUUCGUCGUUUACCGCGCAACAUUUACAUCACCUUACUGGCCGUGUGUGAUAAGCCUAUGAAUGAGCUCACUUCUUUAGCAGAUAAAAUAUAUGAGGCUUCUCAAUCCGCGCUUUUAAAUGCAGUUUCGAAAACGAACAACGCGAAUAUAUGCGCUAGCUCUCCAGUUUCGGGUAAACUCACCGACACUUCGUCUAAUUUUGAAAACCAAUUCGGAAUUCCAGUCGAAAUAGGUCCGCCUCUAGACAACCCAUGUGUUGGUACCACAAAAAAUACGGGCGUGACGCGUUGA